CCAUCGCGCGGGGUGGCGCGGCCGCCUGGCGCAACCAUCCGGUGAGGGCGUGGCCUCGGUGCGGGGGCGUGGCUUCAGCUCGGGGGCGGGACUUGGGGCAGGCGGGCGCGAAGCCCCCACGUGUCCGCCCGGUCCCGGUGCCGUUACCCGCCCCACGCCAUGAAGUGCAUCGUCACGGGUGGCAACAUCAAAGUCCUGGGCCGAGCCGUGCACUCCCUGUCCCGCAUCGGAGACGAGCUGUACCUGGAGCCCACCGAGAGCGGGCUGUCCCUCCGUGCCGUCAACUCCUCGCGCUCCGCCUUCGCCUCCUUCCUCUUCGCUCCCCUCUUCUUCCAGCUGUAUGAGCCGGGCGGCCGCCAGCCCGACAGGGAGCUCGUCCGAUGCAAAGUGCUCAUGAAGUCCUUCCUGGGCAUCUUCCGCUCGCUGCCCUCGCUGGAGAAGACAGUGGGGAAAUGUCUGAUCCUGCUCAAACCCCGGGCGAACCGCCUGGUCGUGCAGCUCCACUGCAAGUACGGUGUCACCAAGACGCACAAUUUGGCGUUCCAGGAGUGCGAGCUGCUCCAGGCUGUGUUCGACACCCAGCGCUGCGCCAGCAGCCUCUGUGCCCCGGCACAGCUGCUGGCAGAGGCUGUUGUCCACUUCCCACAGACGCUGGCUGAGGUGACGCUGGGCGCUGGCCCUGGGGGCAAGAUCAGCCUCCGAAACUAUGUGGAGGACGAGGCGGUGCCGAGCAAGACGAUGGUGACGGAGCUGCGGUUGGCUGACGAUGAGUUCCAGACAGUGUCCGUGACCCCGGGCUCCCGCAUCACCUUCUGCCUCAAGGAAUUUCGGGGGCUGCUGACCUUCGCUGAGGCCUCCAACCUGCCCCUCACCAUCCACUACGAUGCACCUGGCAGGCCGGUGGUUUUCACCCUGGAAGACACGGUGCUGGAGGUUCACCUGGUGCUGGCCACCCUCUCGGACCCCGAAAGCGACCUGCAGCCCCCCACAGCCAACGGCGUCUCCCACGUGCCCGCCCCGUCAGACGACUUCGCCGAUGACCUCGAGUCCUACAUGAUUGCCAUGGAAACCAGCGCCUACGAGGACAGUCCCUCGGGGGUGCCCCCCAGCCCCACCUUCCCCCUGCAUACCCCCCGUCCAGCCGAAAGUGACCCCGAGGAAGAGGAGGAAGAAGGAGCUGUGCCAGGGACUCCCCCUCACAAGAAGUUUCGCUCCCUGUUUUUUGGCUCUGUGUUGACGCCGGGGGGGCCCAGCCCGGCCCCCACCCAGGAGGUGCUGGCAGAGGACAGUGAUGGCGAGAACUGAGAGCCCCGAGCUGCCAACACCCCGACCGUGCGACCCCCUAACCUCCAGGACGGGCACCACCCCAACGCCCAAACACAGGCACCCCCCCACGACCCAUUACAAGUUUAUUCCCAGAAAAAAAAUCCUCCUGCCCCCCCUCCAUCCGCUGCCACCCCAGGGCUGGGCUCUGGGCUCCCCCCUCGCCCCAGCGGUCCCUGCCCUGGGGGGUGGAUUUGGUUUGGUGGAGCGUGGCGGGGGGGGGAAGGAUCUUACAAAUAAAAAAACCACGAAUCGAAAGAAAA
This is a messenger RNA of Columba livia (rock pigeon), 1586 nucleotides long. It is a transcript of the gene RAD9A, whose product is annotated as RAD9 checkpoint clamp component A. Gene Ontology annotation, biological process: mitotic intra-S DNA damage checkpoint signaling; DNA repair; cellular response to ionizing radiation. The record is from RefSeq and is a predicted model, not a curated record. The transcript has 11 exons. Lineage: Eukaryota; Metazoa; Chordata; Aves; Columbiformes; Columbidae. Bases 160 to 1305 code for a protein of 381 amino acids. Gene Ontology annotation, cellular component: checkpoint clamp complex.